CGCCUACACACAUUGGACUCAGGUACUGAGAGCCGCCACCAGUAAGCCAAGGAUUGAUCCUGCGCUAGGGAGAGCUGAUGAAAUUGAGGGUGUGGUGGCUGACAAUUUACAACAUCACGAAGCAACUAAGUGAAUACAGACAACAUCAAAAGAAACAUACGGACUAGGAGAAAAUGAACAAAGUUUCGUCAGUCUUACUCCCACAACCCAUGGGCCCCGUUCCCAAACAUCAGCAUAAGUGGGGAUCGAACAUCCAGUCAUGCCGAAAUGCCGGCCGCCGGCUUACACGGCCUUCCUGAUACAUUGGUACGGAUUGCCUACAUUACAAUUACGGAGCAAAUACCCUCCGCGCUACAACGGAUGAGGCCUACGCGGGAACGGGCCGGUCUGACGUAACAUGCGGGUUUUCUCUACCAGCCUUGGAAGUGUUUCCGAGUGGUAUAAACACGCCGACGGGUAACUAGUCAGGUUGGAAGAAGAACUAACUAGCCGGGCACAACCUGGGGCUGUAACCAGUCGGAGAUAUGCUUACUCCUAUGCAACGCGACGACUAGUAAGAAAGCAGCAGGAACAGGGUCUAAGCCGCGAGGCCAGAUCACGGCUUACUCGCUCAGCCCUAUGAACUGAUCAAUCAACGCUAACGGCAUCGGUGCCAUUGCUGACACGAGGCCUUGAUCAUUCUACAGUUACUCGACUAGGCAGGUAACGACUCUGGGUAUCGAAACACAACACAACGUCUGAAACGGCAUUGUUUCUCAACCCUUCAGAAAAUCUCCUUUGGAAAAUGAUAAUCUGCAAGGGCACUCAUUGAGGACGUCACCUUCAGCUCCUUUCAUGACGGUCGUUGGCUGGGUUUGAGCAUGUUUAUAUCAGACGGAGGUUGGGCCUCGGGAUCGCGCUCUCGCGCUUUCUUCCAAGUCCGAAGGUUGUUUGACGCAUAUCAGCUGAUGUGGCGUGUAUCCCGGUUGUCUUUGAAGACGCUUUAUUGUCAAAUGAUAUCUAGGCGGUGAUAAGCAUUUUGCACUUCUGACCUAUAGAAUUACAUGCCACUCAAAUCUCACACAUGCUAUUUCUUAUCUUGGAAAAUCUGACUGAAAAAUCUCACCCCGUUUGAUGGGUUCUUUUGUUUUUCAAGUCGGAUUAGUCAAGAACGGAAAGUAUGAUGAGUUACAUAGGCUACAUCGAGAGAAGCAUGAAGCCCAAGUAACAUUCGGCUACAAUUCUAGUUGUCAGUCAUCUGUGAGGCAAUCAGUGGACAUAUACUUGUUACUAACGUUCUACUUCAAACUCUCAAUGUAACUCGGCGGCUGUUAUUGGUAUUCUUUGCUUUCUAUAGCCUAACCAACUUCAGGGGAAUUAGAUAGUUCCCAUUGUUGGCAGCAACCUUGGAACCAUUACAACGGAUCUAGUCACCCGGAGAGAGAACGCAACAAGUAUAAAUCGGUCCUAACUCAAUCCUAUGUCCGCGAACUACUCGCGGAUAUAAACAAACAUCGGCCCCAGAUCUCAACGUCAAUCUGACAAUACCAACAGUGAGUGUCGGCUAUAUGCUAUGCAUGAAAGAUUACAACCCACCAUCUCUAACGAAUCGGCCGACUACCACGCACCAUCUAUUUCACAAGUCUCGAACUCAUCUCUGCAUAGAUAAUGCAACAUUUGCUGUCAACAGUUUCUUCAUGAACCCCAUGUCUAUCUCUCCAAACGAUGUCGCACAAGAUUGCGCGCGGCACGGCAAACUUGUUCUCGCCGAUCCCGAUUCUCUGUGUAACUCGACCCAGAGCCCUUCCGUCUUUCGGUCAUUGCUGGCUAUGAUAUCAGUAAUCUUAAGCGGGCAAAGAGGAGGCCAGACCUUCCGAGCUGACGAGAUGUGCCCCCACGAGUAUUUGAGUGGCAGGGCGACUGACGUGCAUAUCAUUGACGGGAUACUACGUUGUGAUGUCACGACACAACUGCAAGAGUUGGCAGGGAGAUGCUAAAUGAUGCAUGUUUCUCUGGUUAUAUGGAUGUUGUGGAGUGUGUUCAUGCAGUAUCACCAAGAAGUUGUCGACAGGUUGACGAUAAUCGGACAUAGAAGAUCCCCCGAUCUCAUAUGCCAAAGCAACUUUAGUUGGUUUCAGUAGAAUAAACCACAGAGCUAAGUGGUAUGCGAACUUUGCUGUAAGUGUCUCUACCAUGACAGCGGAAGCGAUCCCAGUCAUGACAGUCCAAGCACACAGCAGAAUGCAACGCGGUGAUCUUGUUAUAACCUGUGUAUCUUUCCGUAUGUCUGGAAGACUCAUGUUGGCAAUGAUCGUAGGUCUUCUCCCCGGUCUCCCAAAACUGUCAAAGCCCCGUUCGGGGAGGUAACAAUGAGGGGUUGUUUAAGCUACGCACUGAGACAUACAGACGGUAUUAUAUCGGCAUAUGUUGCAGCUCCGAUAUGAUACGGAUAUCAUAUAUCGAGUUCUGUUUCAACUGAAACAUCAGAAUCCCGCCAAUCUAUUGUUUCGUUUAUUCUUGUUAGCGUUUACCCCUGAGCAGGCAAAAUUCCUAUGCUCCCUAUUCCUUACCUGGAGGCAAACGGCAUUCUUUGGACGAGUCUGUCUUUGUACUCCUUUAUCGGAGAUUAUAUGACACAACAUAUUCUCUCCUCCAAUUCAGGGUCCACGCAGCAUAACGCUGCAUAACCAAAACCCCUGUCUCUUCCCUCGCCAUCAGUUGCCUUUAUAGCGUCUCACAACUUAGCGGCGAUCUCGAGAGACUCGCUCUUCUCCUUCAAUCGGCGGGUAGACGAUGGGGACUCUAUUUGCGCUCUGCCCAAGGUGCCGAGUUACACAAUCUACUUUGUGAGAGGAUAACCCCAUAUCCUGGAUGGG
Fusarium verticillioides 7600 is the source of this 2855-nucleotide messenger RNA. RefSeq lists its product as hypothetical. The record is from RefSeq and is a predicted model, not a curated record. Bases 1548 to 1976 code for a protein of 142 amino acids. Lineage: Eukaryota; Fungi; Ascomycota; Sordariomycetes; Hypocreales; Nectriaceae. The transcript has 2 exons.